Ziziphus jujuba (common jujube) is the source of this 3050-nucleotide messenger RNA. RefSeq lists its product as uncharacterized. NCBI's taxonomy places the organism in Eukaryota, Viridiplantae, Streptophyta, Magnoliopsida, Rosales, Rhamnaceae. Bases 498 to 2750 code for a protein of 750 amino acids. The record is from RefSeq and is a predicted model, not a curated record. The transcript is spliced from 5 exons.
GUUUACGAAAUCUAUACUUGUAACCAUCCAGCCGAGUCGAAACUACCAAGUCGGGAAGUGGGGACCGCACGUGCAUAUGGGCUUCCUUCCUGUGGUCCUGCGCUGCUGGAAAAUUGUUUGCGUUUAUAGCACGCCACGUACGUACCCUCACGGCUAUUUUCGUCAUUACAUCUACGAAAGUAGGUUCAUAAAUGGUGCGGAAUUUACGGAUACGCCCUUGAACGGGGAAUGGCGUGGCGUGCGACGAUAGGUAAACCGAAGGUGACAUUCUAGCGUUAGCGCCUCCUAGUCAGCAAAGACCUCAGGCGGCAAAGGGAUCCCAAGGGGCUCACACGUGGGGCCUUGGUCAGACUUUGGAGCCGAAGUGGAUCCCACACCGAACCCUUUAAAAUCUCACGCACAGCCCUAAAAGCGCCAAAAACCCCAAAUUCUUCCACACUUCUUUAUCUCUCUCUCUCUCUCUCUCUCUCGCUCAGCACCCCCCACUGAGCGUUCAAAUGAUGGCAAAUGACAAUUUCAAGCAUGAAGAUAAGCCACCUGGCUCUUCUUCCCCACUUCAAUGGAGUGAACUUGGAUUCCCUUUUAUAAGGAACGAAUCUUUUAACUCUUCUGGAGUUGUCAAUGCUGCUGGGGCUAAUAAUCCCACUUGCUCAUCAAUACCAUUUUCCCCUCUUCCUUCUGGUGAGAUAGGCUUAACACCUCAAUAUUACAGAACAGGAAUGCCACCUACUAGUGUUAAUUUGAUCACUGAUGUUACUCAUUUCAAUCAAUCUUCCAAUCCAAAUUAUGUCCACGAAGCUUUAUAUGGGAACGAUAACAAUCCAGAUACUGAUGUUUCUCAUUUCAGUCAAUCUUACAAUCCAAAGUAUGUCCACGAAGCUUUGUAUGGGAAAGAUAACAAUCCAGAUAUUGCUUUUCCACGAUUGGAAGGGGAUAUGACUCCAUUGUAUCAAUACCACACUCCCAGUUUUCCUGUGGCUGCUAGUAAUGUGAUAAAUGCUGCCUCCCAUGUCAAUAGUCCUCAGACUCCACAUUUGAAUAAUCAAAUUUUUACAAUGAGAGGUAAUUCAGCUCCAAACUUACAGAUGGUUAUGCAGAAUAGAGAAGUAAACAGUAGUCAUGUUGGCAGGCCUUGGAUACUUAGAAAUGUUGCAAACUCUGGUGGUAUCACACCUGUGUCAUGCCAUACCCUAGAUAAUGAUGAAAUUGGGAUGAAUAUUAAUACCAUGAUUAGUGCAGCUCGAUCCAGUUAUCCAGAAGAACUCGAUGGGAGUUUCCUAACCCUUGGAAUUGGAAGUAAUACAGAGGCUAUAUCUAAUUCUAAUUUUUCUGGAAGAAAUGUUGGAGGUAGUAAUGAGAGGGCUAUCCUUCCUCAACCAAAUACCUUCCAUGGUCAAAUUCUUAACCAAGGUUCUUUGAAUCCUGGUCUUAACAUGGCUGGUUUUCAAAACAACGUGGAUGGAUGUUACAUGCUACCAGGCAAUGAAGAUGAUUGGUACUUUCCUAACGAUGAUCAAAAAGGUGUAUAUGGUAUCGAUUCAGGAUCAAUUUGUAACCCAUCUUGUAUUAUACAAAUGCCACACGUUGAUGAGCCACGUCACUAUUCUAUGGCAAGCAACAAAAACCUAGGUCUUGGAAAUGGAGGAAACAAAAGUACGGGAUUUGCAGGUCCAGAUCCCAUUAAUGUCUUUAAAGGUUACUCAACUUUGUCUUCGGUACCAAUAGAAGGCAAUCAAGUUGGGCUUCCUGAUUCUAGACAGAGUCAGGCAAUUGGAUUGCCAUUAACCUCUUCACCAUGUAGGAAGAGUUCUCGACAAGUGUAUGACCAGCCACAAAAUCAUUCCAUGGUUUCUCCUCCUAUUGGGGUCACAGGAAGCACUUCUCUGAAGGAUCAGCUUGGUAGUUCUAGUCGACCUCAAGUUAUUGUUCCUUCUCGAUCUUCUAGGAACCCUGUUGGAGCUGUGACAUCUGGACAAGAAAUUCUGGGUGCAAAGGUGACUAGGACUUCUCAGACAUCUAAUGCUUUUACUGGAUCCUCUCUUAAGAGGGGUUCAUUACAACCUUCUCUUGCGACUUAUCGGGGCCAUCCUAAAAAAACUAGGACUCCUGCUUCAUCCUUCCCAAUUAUGUCCCCGAGUCCUACAUCCCUCCCAAAUAUUUCUGAGACUGCUCUCACAGCCAUAGCCCCUGCUGCUUUAUCUCUCCCACACCAUUCCCAAAGUGAUAUAUCACUCCCAGACCCACCUCAGACUGCCUCAGUUCUCCCACCCCAACCUCAGACUGCAUCACCAUUCCCACCACAGCCCUCGAAUUCUCCACCACUCCCAUCCCAACCUUGGAACUCCCCACCACUCCCACCCCAUUCCUGGAAAUCCCGUCCACUUGUACCCCAGCCUCUGGCCACUUCAUCUUGCCCACCUCAAGCCCGGACUGCUCCAACAAAACGACUCCAACAACGGACUGCUUCUCCUCGCCCACCCCUACAGACCUCAUCACGGACUGCUCCAGCUGUUCAUAUAAAAUGGCAAGGUUUCAAUCAUGCCCCUCAACCAGUUGGGCAGAAAUGUUUCUUAUGCAAGAGGGAUCUUUCAUAUACAGCAGAAGGCCCUGUUUACAUCCCCACUGUUCCACCGCCUGUUGCCAUUCUACCAUGUCGGCACACCUUUCACGAUCAUUGCUUGCAGCUCAUCACCCCUCAGGACCAAGUUAAAAAUCCUCCAUGCAUUCCUUGUGCCAUGGGUGAGAGUUAAAUCCAGCUAUGCCUGCUCAUUAUGCAAAUUCGUAAACUUGAUUUUUGAUAUCCAAAUUUUGUCAGUUUUAGUUAAGAAUGAAGAAGGGGGAAAAGUAAUGAAAUUCGUAGAACAUUCAGUGAAUGAUGAAGGUGAAAUUUGUUAAUUGUAUAUAUGGCUGGGAAGGUGAUUUUACAUAGGCUGUCAAAAAAAAGUGUAUAUAGUAGUAAACACUCAUUUUGAUCAAAAUGAUAUGCCUCUCUUCUGGAAAAGUUCAUAAUCAAAGUUGCUACUUAUCUUCGUGGUAUCAUUAUCACUAAA